Molecule: messenger RNA, 516 nt
Organism: Tetrahymena thermophila SB210
Lineage: Eukaryota; Ciliophora; Oligohymenophorea; Hymenostomatida; Tetrahymenidae
Product: transmembrane protein, putative
Exons: 1
Source: RefSeq, a predicted model, not a curated record
AUGAAUACAAAUUCUGCUAAAUAAAGUGAACAAAAACAAAAUUUACUUUAAAUAUUCACAAUUAUUAAUAUUGCUAUAAUUUCACUUUGUAUGUACUCAAGUUUCUUCACUCUUUUAUUUCCUCCAGCUGAAAAUUACCAAAACACCUAAAUUCUUGGUGUUUUACUGCUUAUUGAGCUUUUGUUGGGUGUUUCAUCUUGGGUGAUGAUAAGAAAAGGCAUUUAAUCUUAAAAAAUAAUGAUUACCUGCUUCUCUUAAAUGAUGACGAGCCUGCUAUUUGGUACUUUGCUGUUAUACAUUUACAUUGAUUCCAAUUUCAAUUUUCUCAAUAAGUAUAAAAUUGUCUCACUUGAAGAAAACUGCUGCUAUUUCUUCUCUCGGCUAUUUAUUGCAGCAUUGACAUUCUCUCAAUCAUACAGCAUAUUUUAUAGCUAAAAUUAAUUAUAUCCCUUGCAACACAAUCUAAUAUUGAUUUAAUCUUAAAAUUCUCUUGAUAGAUAAUCAAAUUUCUAUUGA